CUCCCGGCCGGUCCUCGGCGGGCUCAGGUGCCGCCGCGCCGCUCCGCUCCGAGGGCUGAGAGACACGAGGUGAGGCCAGUGCCGCCUCUGAACGGCUGACGGGUGGACGUGAGGGUGUCACGGACCGCGCCGCGCCGCCUCUGCCACGAUCGAAAGGUCACGAGUGCUCGAGCAGUGGUGGACACGAGCCCAACGGGACCGACAGCACUCGAGUUGACGGGACUUGUUACCGACGAACUCUGUUACCGAACAAGCUGGUGAAUCUACCAACAGUGCCUGUAAAAGGGACUCGAAAGUUUGUUUUACAUCACACAAGUGUCACCUUCCAAAAAGUGAUCAAGACUGGCGUCGGGUACCGGCUGAAGACUCCGUGACUUGGAGACCUGUUGCCAUCGAUACUCGCGCAGCGUGUGACAAAGUAUCGGCAAUAACAUCGAGAAACUCGUCGCCUCUGACGCCCUCCGUCGCAUCCGACGUUCGGCGGCUGACGUCUGGUUUUAUCCAGUCGCCAUGGUGACAGCCAUCCGCCGGUGACCCUCAGAGCAGACAGUGCAGAGACGGACAGUGCGGCGCGGGGACACGGCUGGCGGCAAUGUCCACGGGACUGGCGAUGGUGCCGCUUCUGGUGCCGCUGCUGGCGGCGGUGUUAUCCGUCUCCGCAGCAGCGGACGUCAGGCUGGUGGAGAAUGUGUACAAAGGAUUGGUCAUCGGCAUCGACGACAGGCUGGAGGCUCAUCGUUGUCGAGAGAUCAUCGAUGGUGUCCAGGCGUUGAUGACUGAAGCCUCAGCCCAGCUGUACGCGGCGACCAAUCAGCGGGCCGCGUUCGGUGACGUCACCCUGGUGCUGCCCGACUCGUGGCCGGACAGCUGCGCUGAAGGGGACCGUCCUCGAGUGACCCCGACCGAGAGCUACUUGACCUCUGACCUGCGGGUCAGCCUGGCACACCCGGCGCACGGCUCUGAGCCGUGGACCCACCAGACGGGACAGUGUGGUCAGCCGGGCGCCUUCGUACAAAUGGACGCCGCCUUUGUCACAUCGGAGGACGAAACUGUCACCGACAGAGCGGUUCGAGUGGUGCAGCAGUGGGCCCGCUACCGCUGGGGUGUGUUCGAGGAGACUGGGUUCGCCGGCGACCCUCUGUACCCGUCCUACCAUCGGCAGACGGGAGACCUGUGGCAGCCCACAGUCUGCUCCACAGGCUCCGUCCGCGGCACUGUGACUCCGCCCGGGUGCGACCGCGGCUCCAACACCUGCACGUUCGUGCCGACCGAGGAGGCCGCUAACGUCACCGACGGCACGUCGCUGCUGUCGCUGCUGCCGCCCGGACAGCCGGGCCAUCUCUGCAACUCCAGUACCCACGACCGGGCGGCGCCCACCCGACACAACCUGCUCUGCGGCGAGCGCUCCGUCUGGGAGGUGAUGGAGCAGCACGAGGACUUCCGCCUGGGUUCCAACCCACCGAGCCACCGACCAGCCGCUCCGCCGGUCACCGUGCGCACCGCCCGCGCCGCCCCCGACCGGCUCUUCUUCCUGCUGGAGAGCUCUGCAACAAUGCGCGUCCGCCACCGCUGGGACCUGGUCAGCAGCUCGGUGCGCAAGUUCGUCAACUGGGACGCUCCUGCCGGCGCCCGGGUGGGCAUCGGCCACUUUGGCGGCUCGUACCGCACGGACCGGCCGGUGACGGCGGUGCCCGAGUCGCUGAUGGGCCGCGGCGAGCUGGUGAACCUGCCACCCGUCGCCGAUGACGUCCCGGAGGAACAGAAGAGCUGGCGCCAGGCGGUGGACGGGGCGCUCACGGCGCUCGGCGAGGAGGCGGCCGGAGCCAUCCUCUUCUGGGUGACCGGCAACGGCAACGACAGCAGCGUGGCGCCCUCCAGGGAGGACGUGCACUACAUGAUCCGGAUACUCACCGAGAAACAGACUCGUCUGGUGGUGGUGUUCUACCCUCACCCGACACGCGGCCUGGCUCGGGUGGCCCGUGCCACCGGCGGCGCCGUGCUCUCCGUCUCGGACGUGGCUGCCGGCGCGCUGACCGGCAUCGGCGUCUUCCACGAGCUGAGCGAGGCGUACCGGCUGGCACUGCGCAGACUCUCGCGGCGCCGCCGGCUGCCCGUGCGAGUCGAGGACAAGGAGUUUGUCGGCGGCGGGCCGCAGGUGCGAGGCAGCUUCCUGCUGGAUGACACCGUCGGGGGCAACACCACGCUGGCGGUGAUGUACAGCCAGAAGACCGACAUCGGCUACGUCCGACUGCAGAGGCCAGGGGGAGAGAUGGAGCCCGUGUAUACCUACACGGAUACGACGAACCACCUGCAGUAUGCCCGAGUGGAACACGAGCCCGGUCUCUGGACGUACGAGGUGGACAGCGCCGCACCCGCCGGCGGCACUGUGGUUGUGCAGGUGAACGCCGACCCAGCACCGAGCCCGAAUGACGAGCUCCGACUGGAGGCCUGGACCAACGCCGCCGCCACGGGGGACGUGCUGAACGCUACACGCACGCCGCUCAUCAUAUACGCGUCGCUGAUGAAGGGCGACGCGGCCAUUCUGAACGCCGAGGUUCACGCGGUGGUGGCGCGGCCGGACGGACAGCGGGUCCGAGUCAAACUGCUCGACAACGGACUUGGAGAACCGGACGUUCAGCGCGGAGACGGCGUCUACUCUCGCUACUUCACCGACUUCGGUUCCGUGCCGCGCACCCCGGACCGGCGGCUGACCAUCCACGUGGAGGCGGGCGGCUCUCGGGCGCGCGUGGUGACCGGCCGGGACCAGACCGUGCCCUGCUGCGGCUCAGUUGUGCUCGGCGUGCGCACGGCACCCCUGCCGGAGCUGCGGCGAGCCGUGGCCGCCGGCGUGGUGCGGCUGGCGGGCAUGCCGCAGUCCGGAGACGACCCGUUCCCGCCGGGUAGGAUCACAGACCUGCGAGCGGAGGUCAACCCAGAGGAGAGGACGGUCACCCUGCGCUGGACCGCGCCCGGCGACGACUUUGACCGGUCCGACGGCAGAGUGUUCCGCUAUGACGCCCGGUACUCCACGGACCGGGACCACCUGCGGGGCGACUUCAGCGGCGGCUCGCUGGUGCGGGGCUGGAGUAGCCCGGAACCGGCCGGCUCCCAGAGCUCGGCCACCGUCCGGCUCGACACCGUCGACGGCGAGCUGCUCUUCCUGGCCGUGCGCGGCCGGGACGCCGCCGGCAACCGCGGCGCGCCGUCCAACGUGGUGUCGUUCGUGGUGCCGCCGCCGCCGCCGACCACCCCGCCGCCGCCGGCGCCCACCACGGCCACGCCGGCGCCGACGCGCGCCCUGCUGCGCGGUCAGUCGCUGCUGAUCGUGGCGGCCAGCACGGCCGGCGCCGCGCUGCUGGUGCUGGUCCUGCUGCUGGCCUGCUGCUGCUGCAGGAGGGGCCGGCGGGGUGGCAAGGCAGACAGAGAGACCGGCGGACCGCGGGCGAACGGAGACGCCAGCGGCGCGUACAAAACCUCCAUGCCGCCCGUGACUAUAUCCAGCGAGGUAGACAAGAAGGGACCGGCCGGAGUGGUGGCGUCGGACGGAUCUGUCUCACAGACGCCCGUCAUGUGGACGGCAUCGGACAUCCUGCAACAGCCGGACGGCCGGCCGCCGGCGCCCGACAGCGGCUACGGCGGCCUGUCGGCCAGUCGCGCCGGCUCCGGCCGCGCGCGCUACAACAGCUACCAGACGCCGUACGGCGAGGACAUGGUCUAUGACGGCCGCUCGGUGGCCAGCUCACAGCCGUCCGACUCGUUCCCGUCCAUCUCCAGCGAGGCGCGACACGCCGCCGCCCUGUCCGAGGCCGGCGCCGGCUGGCCCAGCGACCGCGACUCGCCGCUGCGGCCCGGUCUGCCCGGAGGACUCGCGCACUCCAGUGGCGACCUGGCGCCCGGUGAGACGACGCCCACCGAGCUGCCGCCAGGGAUGAAGAUGCUGCCCACGCACGGGGAGAGGAGCAGCGCGGCGCUCUCCUACGUGCAGGGCCGGAAACGGCGUAACAUCACCCAGGUGUAGCCGGCAGAGCGGAGGUACAGGGGUUGCCGCUCAGAGGUCAGAGGCUGUGUGGCGUAUGAUGAGCGCGGCAAGUCUGCUCUGGACGCCAUGCGCGAUGGAGAAACGGACUCAAACGAGCCAAAGGUGAUACUGCUGGAGUCGUGCGACUCAGGUGUGGUUGCUACGCCGCUAAAUGUAUAGCUCACGCUGGGACAGCUCAUUGUGCACAGCGUUACCUACCGUUGCUGAGAUAUAACGAUCGUAUUUUUGGUCAUUUGAUAGCACUAGACACCGUUUUGUGUCCAGUGACGCAUGUCGCGCAGGUGUGGCUUAUUCGUGCUCAGACUUUGGCUAGACUUGCGAUUGACUGUCGCAUAGAGCACCCGAGAUGUCGGUCUCCGCGCCGCCUGCUACGAGUAGAAGCCCCUUGAGUGAAGAUCUCUGGUUCUGGUGACCCUUGCAAACGAACGAAAACGCGAACGCACGAAAUAUCGAUAGCCUGUUAUGUAUUUUCUACUGUUGAAUGUCUGAUGAGUUGAUGAUGAUGUGAGUGAUGAAGUCAUGUGUAAAUGAGCCUAUGCGGGAUGGAGAAAGCGGAUGGGGUCUAGUCAAGAUGCCAAUACAUCGCUUUCGUACAAAA
Amphibalanus amphitrite is the source of this 4637-nucleotide messenger RNA. RefSeq names its product calcium-activated chloride channel regulator 4A-like. Bases 593 to 4018 code for a protein of 1141 amino acids. The record is from RefSeq and is a predicted model, not a curated record. The transcript is spliced from 10 exons. NCBI's taxonomy places the organism in Eukaryota, Metazoa, Arthropoda, Thecostraca, Balanomorpha, Balanidae.